UGGCGUGCGGGCGUGUUGCUGAGCCGGAAAAUGCGCGCGUAAACCGUGAUAGAUGUGUGUGAAAAUUGUGGCCCGCAACGGGAAAAUUGGCAGAGCAAACCAGCAAGUGUGUAGCGUGCCAUGUGCCUGUGUUUGUGGAGUGCGUGAAUGAAGUGGCACGGUAUCGUAGCGGAAAUCGUUUGCUGGCCCAUCGACUGGCCAGCCAGUGCGGGUGCGCUGUGCUGUUGCGGUCGUGGAUGAUGCGGCUGGAGCUGGCGGUGCCAGGAGCACAGUUCCCGGGCCAUAAUUGUCGGUUGAAUGACUCUCGAUGCGAUAGCAAUAACAGCAAUAACAGCAAAAUCAGCUGCUCCGGCAAGCAUAAUAUUCAUCACGCUCGUUCCAUUUGACGGCGAGAAGGAGGAGCCAACGGAGCAGCAACAACGAACAAUUGCCAACAGCACCACCGCUAAAUUUUGGACACAAUCAUAAAUGCGACAUGUUAGCAAGGGCAAAGCGAACGGAAAACACACAACAGGAACAACAGCAACAACAACAAGAACAACUAUCGUCAGCAAUAUUUAAUAAAACUACAAAAAGGAAAGGGCGACCGACGGCAGCAGAAUUAGCUGGGGGAAAAGAUGGUUCUCAGCACCGAAUGGUCGCAGGUGGAGGUCAUCGAUCUGAUCAACGAUGGCAACGGUUUGGGCUUCAUCCUCGUGGGCGGUCGCAGUACCGGUGUGGUGAUCAAGGCCCUAACGCCCGGGGGCGUGGCCGAGCGGGAUGGCCGACUGCAGCUGGGCGAUCAUCUGCUGCAGAUCGGCGAGGUCAAUCUGCGGGGCUUCAGCUCGGAGCAGGUGGCAACAGUUCUUCGUCAGACCGGAGCUCAGGUGCGUCUGAUAGUGGCGCGGCCGGUGGAGCCGACGGCCAUCGAUUACCAAACGCUGGCCUGUCAGGCGCCGAUUAUACCAACUAAGCUCCUCUCCGACCCGGAAGAACUGUCGCGUCAUCUCUUCCAGAAUCCGAGUUUUGCAACUGCUGCCGUAGCAGCCGCAGCAGCAGCGGCAGCAGCAGCGGGCUCCGGCAGCGACGGCGAUGUCGGCGGCGGCGGCGUCUUGGAUGUGGCCAGCUUGGUUGGUCUGGUGCGCGGCGGUCCCGCCGAGGGUACGGAGCUAUCUGCCGUGGAACCGCAACCAAGUGCGGCGGUGCUUCAGCUUCAACAACUAUCCGAGCUGGCCGGCGAUCUGGCUGACUUCCCACUGCCUCCAAUUCCGGGUGGUGGAGGCCACUCGAUGGUCACGGACUCCAAUGCUGGCCAACGCCCCUGCCCGCGUCUGGAUCUGGAUAUAGUGCCCUUCUCGAUACUAUCGCCGCCGCCACGUCCCGCCCUGCAGAUGCUGCCCCUGGAGACCCAAUGGCGAUGCGUUCAGGAUCAGAACCGGCACAUUGAGACUGUGAUAGCCGACAGCAAACGCAAGCUGUUGGCCAACGAAGAUGGCGGAUCCGCUUCGGCGUCGGGUUCCGGUUCCCCCGACUCCUACAUGGACUCCCCGGAAACGGAAACGUACGUGGUGGAGCUGCACAAGAAUGUCUACGGCCUGGGUAUCACCGUGGCCGGAUAUGUAUGCGAGGAGGAGGAUCUAUCGGGGAUAUUCGUGAAGAGCAUAAUUGAGGGAAGUGCAGCAGAGACAAGUGGUCAAAUCCAGAUCAAUGAUCGCAUUGUAGCCGUGGAUGGCAGAUCCCUAUCCGGCGUAACCAACCAUCAGGCGGUGGAACUGCUCAGGAACACCGACAUAGUGGUUCAUCUGACUCUGGAACGAUUCCUCAGAGGCAGAAAGUAUGAGCACUUGCAAGUGGCCCUUACCGAAAUCAAAGGAACAUCUGCUCCCUCCGGCCUAGAUAGGAGUCAAGAUAAAGACCAGGACCAGGAGUCGCAGCUAUCCAUGCCUGGGUCCCCGUCGAUAGCCACGUUAAGUUGGCUGCCACCCAAGUCACUGGAUGCCGAUUCCAUAGCCACCGAAGGCGAUGAGGCCGUGGAUGCAGAGUAUGUUGGCAUUUCGGGAGCCGAGGAUGAGUUCAUUGAGCUCCCAUCCCGGGACACAGUCGAAUCGAAUAUGUCGCACGUGCUGGACCGCAGUGAUCACAGUGGAGGCCUCACUAAGGAUCAGGUGCCCAGGAUCAGUCCGAUAGUGCCUCUAACGAAUGGGCGCAGCCUAAUCCUGGCCGAUGACAGUGGCAAUGACACCGAUGAGCAGUGUGCUGAGCCGGAAACGGAAACGGCACAGGCCCGCAAAGGGUCAAAGCCGGAGACGGAGAGGGUCAAAGACCUGGGGGAUACGAAAACGGAUACCGAUCCCGAUCCUGAUCUCGAUCCUGGCCAGAUGCCAACGCCCACGAAUGAGGCACCUGUGAAAGCGGCCAGCCCGACGGCCGCCUCGCUGCGCGUGGCCUGGAAAAGGAUCAGCCUUGAAGGCACUGUGGAUGUGGAGUGCGGCAUUGAGAAGCGUCCGCAUCACUAUAUACGCUCGAUACUGGCCGACGGGCCGGUGGGGCGACAGGGCAUCUUGCGGCCGGGAGAUGAGCUCCUCCAGGUGAACGAGCACAAGCUCCAGGGAUUGCGACACAUCGAGGUGGUUAAGAUCCUCAAGGAACUGCCCGCCAGGGUUAAGUUGGUCUGCGCCCGCGGCACUCACGUUCCGUCGGUCAUAAAUACCUCGCAAAAUCCGGAGGCCUUUGAGACUCGUAGCCUCUUACCCGGUGGCCACCAGAGUCUCCAGAAUCUGCUGAGCAAGGCCCAGUCGGAGAGCUCGCUCUACACGUCCAGCACGGCGACUUUAACGGAUGCGGGAGCAGCGGCUGGAGGAUCGGGGGGCACUGCAGGUGGAGGAGCUCGCUCCAAGUCACUAGAAAACGUUUCCGGCUUGGCUCUGUGGAGCUGCGAAGUGACCGCCGUCGAUAUAGAGAAAACGGAACAGGGCUUCGGCUUCUCCAUUCUAGACUACCAGGAUCCGCUGGACUCCGAGGGCAGUGUCAUCGUCAUUCGCGGCCUGAUACGCGGUGGUGCUGCGGAGGCAACCAACGAGAUUUAUCCGGGCGAUCGCCUUAUGAGCGUCGGCGAUCGCCUGCUUCAGGGCCUCGAGCUGGACGAGGCGGUGUCCAUUCUGAAGGCCAUGCCGCCUGGACUCACGCGGCUGGGCAUCUGCCGACCCCUCUCCGCCUCGGAUAGCAAUAGCAACAGCAACAUAGCCUCGCCGCUGGGCGAUUCGACCAGCACAUAGUGGCAGCCCCUUCCCGACGGCCAUCAGGAGUCGGCGGCAGGACUGCAAGCGGAAAUGGCAAGGCCACCGGAAGCGGAAACGGAACAGGAACUGGAGCAGUUUACACUGUAUUUUAUGACCCUUAUAUCGGCCUUGUGAAUGCAUCGCACCACCAGCAGCCCCACAUUGAAAACCUAAAGCAACCAAAUGGAGAAGUCUGCGGCAUAAAUCCAGCGAAUCUGGACAUUAGAACAAUUUGUACAUAGUAUAAUAACCAAAUCCGCACAUUGACCGAUUGGAUUAACUCCACACACGACCUAGGUUUGAAUUGAUGGCCCAAAAACCCCGAAAACUGAAUACUAAAAGUGCAUAAAUAAAUAAAUUGAACGGCACGCAACGAUUCUAAAAAUAUCACAAAUUGUUGUAUCAAUAAAUUAUUAAUAACAAAAGCUUACAACAUCAAAUAGAGUUGAACAUCAACGGAAAUUCGUAAAAAAAAAACCCACGAAAUUCCAAGCGAACGAGGAGUGGCGAAUUCGGAAUUUAUUCAUACACACAAAUAUUGCAAAACAUUUUUCCAGUUUAGUAUGCAUAUGUCGAGGUGGCCAUGAUGGCAAUAAUGAUAGCUCUCCCUGGUAGUUUCCACAUAUCCACCCGAAUGCCAGAAGAACCACACCCCCGCCCACCUUAGGAAACCGCUGUAAAUAUUCCAGAGAUUAUUUUUAUUGUCCUUUUCAACUUUGCGUAGCAUAAAUUUACAAUUUCUAGCUUGUAAAUCAUUUAUACAUACCAAUAAUAUACUUAAAUAGGUAGGGCUAGGUCGGGGGGCGGCUGUGUCGAUGGGCGUGGCAGCUCUGCGUAGAUAACUCGCUAACAUCCUCAAGAAUUCGCGGACAUUUCAUUCGAACUGUAUAGGAAAUGAGAGUUGCAGCAAGGCACAGAUUUUGUGGAUUAGUUGUGCAUAUAUAUUACAUAUACCUAUUAUAGAUACUGCAAAUUCUAUGCCUAUGAAUAAUAUAUAUAUUUACAAUUGACGACCAAGCAAAAGUAAAACUUUAACUUUAGUAACAAGUCAACACACACACGAACUACACAAUUGAACGAAACACACACACACACAAACUGAACUAAAGUAGAUCGAAAAUAAAGACAUUCAUAGAGAAUAUACACAUUAAAACAAAAGCUUAUUAGUGAUACUAAUUUUAAAUGGACAAACAAGAAAGCAAAUGAUUAAUGAAAGAAAGAAAAAAACAAACUAUAAUUGAUAAUUCUAGCGAACCGUAAAAUGUUUAAAUUGUUAAUAAAUUUGUGUUGAUCGAUUCUAUGUUAUCAAGCUGAAUUCAAUUUCAUGUGUAUAUAAAGUUAUAAAUCACAUCAACAAGAUGCUUGAGCUAUCUUAAAAAAUAACUGAACGAUUAGAUUAGGAUAAAAACACAUGCAGUGGGUUUUAAAACUACAAUAUCUGUUAGUAAUAAUUCCAAUUGAUUUAUCAUUAAUUUGUGUUCUGUUAGUCCUGAUAGAACAAGUGCUUGUAAUGCCAUUAAAAGUCAUACUUCUCUUUGAAUAUUUUUUCUAUUGAUUUUUUCCAAAUUUGUUAUCCCUUGCUAAUUUUAAUCGACUUGUAGUUAUAAAACGCACUGUCCAUUCGUAUACCGAUUUUCACAAAGACAUAGAGCGGCAUUAAACUCAUGCACUUUGGCUUAUGAGUUUUUCUAUAUUUUGCAGAUGUAAUGAGAAAAAGUUCCACGCAAGUCAAACAAAAUAUGCAGAUACAUUAUCUAUCUAUCUAUCACGCAACCACACUAACACACAGAAAAACACCAGACACACACACACACAUAUACACGUAUGUAAGAACACGCACAUCAAUGCAAGAAUCAUAAUAUCUGAAACAAACUUACCAAUUAGCAUUACAAACUAAUGAAACAACUCUUUCGAGCGAAAACCAACUAUCAACAAAAAUCGACUAAAACUACACAUAAUGUAACAAUGAAACACAAUCGAAUCGAAUCGAAUUGAAACACGUGAC
Molecule: messenger RNA, 5262 nt
Organism: Drosophila melanogaster (fruit fly)
Lineage: Eukaryota; Metazoa; Arthropoda; Insecta; Diptera; Drosophilidae
Exons: 5
Coding region: 618-3254 (878 amino acids)
Cellular component (GO): membrane
Source: RefSeq, marked reviewed